Molecule: messenger RNA, 1491 nt
Organism: Eimeria acervulina
Lineage: Eukaryota; Apicomplexa; Conoidasida; Eucoccidiorida; Eimeriidae
Exons: 5
Source: RefSeq, a predicted model, not a curated record
AUGGAGCCUUUGUUGAAUUUCUCGCUGCCUGCUGAUGGCGACCCUCUGUCCUUGGAGAGCGAAGAAAGGAGCAGCAGCAGCAGCAGCUGUUUAGUGCUGCAGCAGCAGCAGCUGCGGCUGUUGAGGCCCUCAGAGAAGACAGACUCCCUCGCAGAUGGGGUCUUCGCUCUGUCUUUAGAGACGCUGCAGCAGCUGCUGCAGCAGCAGCCGCAGCAGCAGCAGCAGCAGCAGCAGCAGAUGCAUGCAGCAACGCAUGCACUUGAAUUUCUAACACAAACAAAAUUCGAUGCCUUCUUCGCUCUUCUCAAGUGCUGGCGUGGAGAGGCAGAGAGCCCCAGGUCUCCGCUGCUGCAGCAGCAACUUGCUGCUCUGCUGCAGCAGCUAGCAGCAGCAGUUUGUGUUGCUGCUGAGGCGCUCCCUACAGCAGCAAAACCUCAGGGUAGACUGGAGCUGCUGCUGCUGCUGCAGCGGCGCGUGCUGCAGCAGCAGCAGCAGCACGAGGACGACGACGACGACGACGACCAGCAGCACCAACAGCAACAGCAGCAGCAGCAGCAGCAGCAGCAGCAAUCAGAGGAGACAGGCAGCAAUGCAGUUGAAGCACUGAGAGCUUCAUUAAGCAUUGCUGCUCCUCUUCGUUCUCUCGUUUCUCUGUCUUUGUUUGCCGUCUCUUGGGUCGCCAGCGACGUCAUUAAACAACUCCAGCAACAUGAACACGAGACACAGGAGAGCGGCCUUGCGCAGAAGAAGAGGGGUAGGAAAGGUAAUGCUGCCUGCAAGAGCAGCAGCAGCAGCAGCAGCAGCAGCAACAAAGGAGACAGCGAGGUUGCUGCUGCUAACGAUGUAACUCAUUUGCUGGAGCUGCUGCAGCAGCUGAUGGAAGCAGCUAAGCGCCUCACGCAGUGCGAAGCGGCGUGGAAGCUGUUCUCUGCUUCUAUGGGGGGGGAGCUGCAGCAGCUGCAGCAGCAGCAGCAGCUGCUGCUGAAUCUAUUUCUAUUGGGUAUCUCUGUAGAUCGAGACCGAAGCAGCAGCAACAGCAGCAGCAACAGCAGCAGCAGCAGCAGGAGACAUUACCUGCCAGCAGCAGCAGCAGCACCUGUUGUUGCUGCUGCUAGCGACGGCCUUAAGAGUUUGCUGCUGCUGCUAGAAGACCAGCUGAGGCAUUUGCUGCUGCAGCGGCGCGCUGCAGCAGCAAAGCAGCAGCAGCAGGAAGCAGCAGCAACUGAUUCAGAACAACCCGAAGAAGAGACAGCUGAGGAAGGAGGCGCUGCUGCUGCUGCAGCAGCAGCAGCGCCAAGGGAUAUACAAGAUGCAGAGACACCUCAGCAGCAGCAGCAGCAGCAGCAGCAGCAAGGGGAGUUUACGAGCAAUGAAAUAGAAGCCUUAGCUGCUGAUGCUGCAGCAGAAGAGACACUGCUUUGGCUGUCUCCGCUGAGGGCUGUGCUGCUGCAGCCUGAAUUCGAAGCCCUUGUUAUUGCCGUUGCCUCGCUC